CUCGCACGAGGAAUUGAAGUAUGGUGGCCGGAGGAGGGAGAUCGACGGAAGGAGGCGACGGCGGCACGAGCAGACUGGUCGAGGUGGGAAUGAGAAAGGAGAUGACGACCGGGCCCACAUCCAGCUAAAUAUCUGGGCUUUACUCUGGCGGACCGUCCGCCGAUCCCUAGCGGACCGUCUGCGGUUUUUCUUGGGUGUUACAAGAUAUCACUAGGGUAACAUUGCAGGUGAUGCUAGGUGUACAAAGCCUUUGAUAAAAAAAAAAGAUGUACAAAGCCAUAAAAAAAGGAUAUGGUCCGCUGCUGUGCUGGCGGGCGAUCUAUAAUUGCCAUUUGGUUGGUUUUCCGGUGGGAGGCAGCCGCUCGCAUUACGCCUGCGUUUUCAGCAGCAUGUUGCGCACGGAAGGAGCUAGAUGGAUCACGCAUUUAGGCUUUGGCGCGAGGCGGCCCCACACCAUUUCCCCCCACUUCCCCGAUCAGCCGAUCUGCUCCUGCAUCCAUUUGCCGUCUUCCUCUCACCUACUAGGCUACUACUACCCGAAUACCCGAUAAAGCAAGCCAUCGGCCACUCCUCCAACCGGGCAGGCCAUCCUUUUUCCGCGUGCCUUCGAAUCAGGGGCAGGGGCAGCCGCGUCGCUUCCAUGCCACUGCCACCUGGGUGGGCUCGGUGCUGGGGCACAUCACACAUGGCGUCCGCGUAGGCAGGGGGGCCGGGGGACAGGAGAGGGUCGUCUCGGAGUUCAGUGGCUAUCCGCGAACUGUUCGAGAGCUGAGUUGGGAGGAGGACUGCAGCCGCAGGCAGCAUGAAGGCGCUCAUUCUCGUCGGAGGCUUCGGCACCCGCCUGCGGCCGCUGACGCUCAGUGUGCCCAAGCCGCUCGUCGACUUCGGCAACAAGCCCAUGAUCCUGCAUCAGAUCGAAGCUCUGAAGGAAGUUGGGGUCACAGAGGUCGUCCUGGCCAUCAAUUACCAGCCUGAGGUGAUGCUCAACUUUCUCAAGGACUUCGAGAGCAAGCUUGGCAUCAAGAUCACCUGCUCCCAGGAGACGGAGCCCCUGGGCACCGCGGGCCCUCUGGCCCUGGCCCGCGACAAGCUCGCCGACGGCUCCGGCGACCCUUUCUUCGUGCUCAACAGCGACGUGAUCAGCGAGUACCCGUUCGCGGAGCUCAUCCAGUUCCACAAGGCCCACGGCGGCGAGGCGACGAUCAUGGUCACCAAGGUGGACGAGCCGUCCAAGUACGGCGUGGUGGUCAUGGAGGAGGGCACCGGCAAGGUGGAGCGCUUCGUGGAGAAGCCCAAGGUGUUCGUGGGCAACAAGAUCAACGCCGGCAUCUACCUGCUCAACCCGUCGGUCCUCGACCGCAUCGAGCUGAAGCCGACGUCCAUCGAGAAGGAGGUGUUCCCGCGCAUCGCGGCGGACGCCGGGCUCUUCGCCAUGGUGCUGCCGGGUUUCUGGAUGGACAUCGGGCAGCCGCGCGACUACAUCACCGGCCUGCGCCUGUACCUCGACUCCCUGCGGAAGAAGGCGCCCGCGCGGCUGGCGUCGGGCGCGCACGUCCUGGGCAACGUGCUGGUGCACGAGACGGCGGUGAUCGGGGAGGGGUGCCUGAUCGGGCCCGACGUGGCCGUCGGCCCCGGGUGCGUGGUGGAGGCCGGGGUGCGGCUGUCCCGGUGCACGGUGAUGCGCGGCGCUCGCGUGAAGCAGCACGCCUGCGUCGCCAGCAGCAUCAUCGGCUGGCACUCCACCGUCGGCAGGUGGGCGCGCGUGGAGAACAUGACCAUCCUCGGCGAGGACGUGCACGUCUGCGACGAGAUCUACAGCAACGGCGGCGUCGUGCUCCCGCACAAGGAGAUCAAGUCCAGCAUCCUCAAGCCUGAGAUCGUUAUGUGACGGUUGUCCCGUGCAUCCGAUCGCGUGCGCUUCAUAUGUUUGUUGUUUCAUUUGUUGCUCGGUUGUCUAUCUGCAAGUGUAACGAGUUGUCCCCCUGUCUGCCUCUCCCAACUAGUGUCUACCGAGCUAUAUAUGGUUAAUUUCUCUACGUGGUUGUAGAUAGGUAUCAGAUUGAAUGGAAAGAAGAACAAAAGUUUUCUUUGUGUCAUAAGUUAGCAUCCUCA
Messenger RNA from Panicum virgatum (switchgrass), 2112 nucleotides. RefSeq names its product probable mannose-1-phosphate guanylyltransferase 1. NCBI's taxonomy places the organism in Eukaryota, Viridiplantae, Streptophyta, Magnoliopsida, Poales, Poaceae. The record is from RefSeq and is a predicted model, not a curated record. The transcript has 4 exons. Gene Ontology annotation, cellular component: cytoplasm. Gene Ontology annotation, biological process: cell wall mannoprotein biosynthetic process; GDP-mannose biosynthetic process. Gene Ontology annotation, molecular function: mannose-1-phosphate guanylyltransferase (GTP) activity; GTP binding. Bases 803 to 1888 code for a protein of 361 amino acids.